Nicotiana attenuata is the source of this 843-nucleotide messenger RNA. RefSeq lists its product as uncharacterized. The record is from RefSeq and is a predicted model, not a curated record. Lineage: Eukaryota; Viridiplantae; Streptophyta; Magnoliopsida; Solanales; Solanaceae. The transcript has a single exon. Bases 1 to 843 code for a protein of 280 amino acids.
AUGGUGUUGGGAGAUUUUAACUCAGUGUUGAGAGCAGAAGACAGAAUUGGAGGGAACCCAGUUACUUGGGCUGAUGUAGUAGAUUUUCACACAUGCAUUCAGGAUUGUGAAUUAAUAGAGUUUCCUUAUUCAGGGAAUCACUAUACUUGGAAUGAUAAGAACAAUGAUCAGAGAAUUUUUUCAAAACUAGAUUGGAUAUUCAUCAAUAACACAUGGUUGGAUGUAAUGCCAGCUUGCAGAGCAAGGUUCUUGUCAGAAGGCAUUAGUGAUCAUUGUCCAGCCAUGGUGACAUUGGAGGAUAGGAGAAUUGGGAUGAGAAAGCAAUUCAUCUAUAGUAAUGUUUGGGCUCAGCAUCCUCAAUUUACUGAUAUAGUGAAGACAGGGUGGAAAGUUCAAGUAGAAGGAUGCAAGAUGUUUAAGAUUGUCAAAAGACUCAAGAUGCUCAAGAAGGUUUUAAAGAAGUUAAAUGCAGCCUACUUUAGUAACAUUGUGACUGAGGCAAAUGUGGACAGGGCAACACUUAAAGAGGUUCAGGAAAGACUACAGAGAGAUCCCACUAAUAGAGAGUUACAACUGGAAGAGGCCACUUUGUAUACCAAGUUUAGACAAUCAUCCUAUAUGGCUGAGGUGUAUUUGCAGCAGAAGAGCAAGGCUAAAUGGUUGAUAUUGGGGGAUGAAAACACUAAAUAUUUCCAUUCUGUCAUAAAACACAAAAGGUUACAACAAGCUACUACACAACUUAAGGAUGGACAGGGUAUCUGGCAGAAUGAUCCAACUGUUAUAGCUAAUAUGUUUGUGAAUUUUUACACUGAUCUAUUGGGAACUAGGGGAAAUCAAGAGUGA